CCCGAAACGAAAAUCAGGCGAGGCCAGGAGAGUAUAUAUAUACAUGUAAGUACCUCGUGGUUAACAUAUGGCGGUGAGACACGGCACAAAGGUACGGGAAAGACACAUCUCUCCAGAAGCUUCGCGACCCCUAAAACGCGCACAACUGAACUCCUCCCUGAAGCCUCACUCUCGUUCAAUCGACUGCGAGCAGAGGACGUGUUGUGUUUGAUUCAUAAGCCGAUUAUAUAUACAUACAUAUAUAAUCAAAGACAAUCUUAACUGUGAUUUCUCUAUUAUAAUAACUAAAAAAUGUUCAAGAAGGCAGUCGAGGCCAAGUCUCAUCAAAGGCUCUCAGGCGCAGACAGGAAGAAGCUCAAGCGCAACCUCCGCGACAAGUUCCCUCGAGCUUCCGAUGCCGACCUCGACGUCUUACUCCCGCCUAAGGCAGAGAUAACAGUUGCAAAGUUUCAAAAUCGAGUACAAGUGUAUGGGAUAGAAGGUGGCUUGCCCAUGGUUUUUGAUAUUGAUGGGCGAGGAACUGAGAUAUACCCAACUGUUUUUGCUCUUUGGAAGGUCCCUGAACUCUUGCCUUCUUUCAUGCUGAAGGGGGGCGAGGUUUCUAGAUAUAUCAUAGGAGGCGCGGACUUGAUGUUCCCUGGUAUUAGUAUCCCCGUUGAAGGUUUGCCUUCAUUUUUGGCUGGGGAACCUUGGGCAGUAAAAGUUCCUGGCAAUCCAGCACCAAUAGCUGUUGGAGCUACUACUAUGAGCAGUACAGAAGCACUGAAAGCUGGUCUGCGUGGGAAGGCUUUGAGGAUAACUCAUUAUUACCGUGACUUCCUUUGGGAAUCGGUUGAGGGCCAUUACGUGCCAAAUACAGGGUUUUUAGAAGAUGUUGUGUUUGAGGAUCCUGUUUUAGUUUCAUCAUCUCAAGGUCUUGAUUCAUGUGAAGAUGCUGCUGAUGCUUCAGAGGAUCCGGAGAACAACAUUAAAAAUGAAGAAGAAGGUGAAUCCGAACCAAACACUGUCUCAACCACAGAAAUAGAUGCUAAGAGUGGCAUGGCAGAAGAAGCAAUUGCAAAUGUGGGUGAUAUCAAACUAGAAGAUGAUGCUUCUGCUAAUGAAACUAAUGUCGAGGAGCCGCUUGCUCUCUCUGUUGAAGAUGUGGAUGCAUAUUUAGACAAAUGCCUUCUCCAAGCUUUGCAUACAACAGUAAAGGACAAGGACCUCCCGAUGCCUGGAAGUACAUUAUGGUCAAAUCAUGUAUUACCUUGUAGGCCUUCAAAUGUGACGCUAGAUAUUAAGAAAUCAUCUCACAAGAAAUUGUCGAAAUGGUUGCAAGCUAAAGCAUCUGUAGGACUGAUUGCAGUGAAAGAGGACAAACAUAAAAAGGAAGUUGUUUUAUUUUCUGUUAAUCGCAAUCAUCCAGACUAUUUGUCAUUCAAGCCGGAGAUACGGAAAGUAGAGAAAUCUGAUCAGGUUGGUGAUCAUGCUACUAGUGAAAAUCGAUCACAAAAAAUGCUUGAAGUGACAGAGAUUUAUAAACCCAGUGUGCAUGUUAAUCCGAUUUUUGCUUCUGUUGGAGCUGAUGGAGGGAGACUUUACAGUGCUUCAGAAGCUUCUGAGAUUGUCUUCAAGUAUGUUGAGAAAGAAAAUCUCGUCAAGCCAACUAACAAGUCCAUUGUGGUUCUCGAUCCGACUUUAUGUGAUGCAUUAUUCAAAGGAGCUAUAAAAAAGGGAUCUGCAUACCCCACAGAGAUUCAUAAGAAAGAUUUAGGAUCUGCAUUUAUUGGCCGGAUGCAGGCCCACCAUGUUGUAACUAGAGGUACUGAUUCAGUUGUUCGUAAAGGCGCCAUAAAAACAAUUCAGAUAAUGACUGAACGAAGACAAGGUAACAAGAAAGUGACAAGGGUUUCAGGUACAGAGACAUUCUUGAUUGAUGCCGAACCUUUGGCAUCAGAGUUACAGAAGAAAUUUGCUUGCAGUACAUCUGUCGCAGAACUUCCAGGUAAGAAGGGGCAAGAAGUUCUUAUUCAAGGCGGUGUGAUUGAUGAUGUGGCAAAACAUCUGGUUGGACAAUAUGGAAUCCCAAAGAGAUACAUUGAAGUUCUUGACAAAACAAGGAAAUAAGAACAGUAUUCAGAUUGGUGGUGCUAGCAAGGAUGUGGCAUGGAACAAAAACAGCCUUAAUCGACAUACUGAAAUCCUAAAACUUAUGCUGGAUUUGGAUUAGAGUUUUGGUCUUCUUGAACUAUGUUUUAUAGCAGGCAAGUAGAGAGUUUUUAUGUGCAGACACCAUUCUCUGCGGCGAUGUAUAAAUGAUGCUUGAAGUUAUGUACUGAUUUAGCUUGCAAGCAGACUGCUAAACCUACAUAUGUUUCCUAGGCUGGUUUAAAUUUUUGUGCGUGCUCUUAUUCAUAGCUUGUACAGUUGUGACAAUUAUAUGGAUAGACAAGACUUGGGAUGCCUUAUUCGGGAGUAUGCUCUUUUUAGAUGAUGAAGAAGUAAGACGCAAAUAUGGCAUAGACCCAAAUAACCAUAAGAGUUCUAUAAAAUCAAUUAUGAUGAAGCCGUUAUUUGA
Molecule: messenger RNA, 2560 nt
Organism: Carica papaya (papaya)
Lineage: Eukaryota; Viridiplantae; Streptophyta; Magnoliopsida; Brassicales; Caricaceae
Product: eukaryotic translation initiation factor SUI1 family protein
Biological process (GO): formation of translation preinitiation complex; translational initiation
Molecular function (GO): translation initiation factor activity
Source: RefSeq, a predicted model, not a curated record